AUGGCCGAGCUGAGCCCCCAUCAUGUGGUGAUCAACGACAAGUCGGUGGACGAGUCAAAGUCCACUGACGUUAAUGCAUCCCACCAAGAGCCCUCGAACGCCGCUCAAGGCUUACUCCAACAAUCCACCACACAACAACUGCCGCCGCCGCCCCAACUAGAUGCCUCCCCACUAGACUCGAUCUCUUCACAAGAACAUGCGCAACCGAACGGUACAGUCAACAGAGAAAUCGACAAUGCGACUCCCGACCAACAUGGCUCAGACACAGACUCCAGCCGUCCCGAUGGCUCAAAGGUCGCCCGCUCUGGCUCAGCUACCGUCAAGAAGCCUCUGUCAUUCAAGCCCGUUUCUAUCACAAAGUCCUUCCUUGCAAAGACGGCUACCACACCAGGCAACACCCCUCCGCCUGUCAAGAUCGCCGAAAAGCCAUCUCCCCAACUGGCCACCCUGCAACUGAACGCGAAGCCUCGUCUGAUUGCAAAAACCGGCAGCAGUGGAUUGCGCGACGUUCCUCAUGCUCGUCCAGGUGACGGCGCAAGCACCCCGAAUGGUAGGACUGUGUGGAACAAGAACCAGCCCGCUCCGCCUGUCCCAGCCAAGCACUAUACCGACGAGGAACUCAAGCAAAAGUACGGAAUCCACCUGGCCACACGUUUGGAAUCAGAGGAAGCGACCGAGCAAAAGGCGAAAUGGGCCGACAUUGAUGAGGACGAGGAAGAAUGGACUCCCGAGACUGUUGAAUGGAUGGACGGAACCAAGACCACAAUCAGUCAUACAGAAGCUGCCAUUCCUCAACCACAGGAGAAGCCUGUGGAGAAGCUGCAAGAGGAACUGCCUCCGACUACGACAUCCGCUUCCUCUGCUCCUUCUACUGCUCCUGUCAAGCCUGUAAUGACUGCGCUGAAGCGUACGAAUGUGGCCCCACAGUCGCGCACCAUUCUGAGACCUGGAGCUGCACAGCAGGCAAAACAAAUCGGCGCUGAUGGAAAGGCUACUCCCGACAGCAAGUCGCCCAUGUUGAAGAACUCGGCAACCGCACCCGUCAAAUCCCCUUGGGCGCCUCUCCCUCCUGUAGAAAAGGCUUCCCCAAUCACCGUCAAUCCGCCUCCAGCUUCCCAGGCUCCUCCCAGGUUCUCACACAGAGAUAAUCACGGCUUCGAUGCCAUGGCUCAACCGCCACCUACGCGUGAGAUGGCUACGGAUACAUUCGAUCGAUCUUGGAAGGAUGGCGAGAGAUCGAAUAGAGAACUUUUCAACUCGCAGUCAGGCCGUUACGAGCCUGCCCCCGAGCACCGUAGAGGAUCACGUCAGCAAGACCAACACCAUAGACAACCAGCAGUCUUACAGAGGCCGACCCCUGGAUCUGGUAGUGCAGAACCUUCGGCUGCUUUCCAAGCUCGUACGAGUUCUCAGACAGAUGCGAGCCCAUGGGGUCGCAGAAGAGGCUCUAGCAUCAGCGGCAAUAUGCUUCGCGACAGACGCAUGUCCAGCUCUAGCAAGGUGUUCGAUCCAUCUGAGCCUUCGCCCGAGGCUGCUCCUGAAGCAAACGUAGAAGCACAGCCUUCAGCAGAAGCCUCUGAACAACCUAGUCAUCAGACUGAUGGCCCUGCGCCCAGUGCCUUGUCCAUUACUGAGGAGCGCGAGAAACAGAAGAAGCUCAUGCAAGAAAAGCGUGAAGCAGCAAUUCGACGCAGACAGGAGGAAGAAGCACGUGAGGAGGCCGAGAGAAGAGAAAGGAUCAGAAAGAAGAUGGAAGCAUUGGGUAUGCCACUCGAGAAGACUCCCUCGCAAGAACCCUCUGAGAAGGUCGAAUCGAAGCAGCCCGAGGCGCCAAAGCAAACAGACGCGCCUUCCGCAUCUGCUACGAGUGCUUCGCCGGAGAAACCCCCCGCCGUCGAGCCUGCUUCACUUGAGAAGGAGCCAUCGAGCACAGAAGCGCACGUGUCGCCGCCGGUCAAGCAGCUUUCACCUCGAAAGGAAAAGGUCGCCGAGCCUUCACUUCCCUUCACUCAAAACUCGACUCCCAUCACUCGCCCUGCGCACAAAACUCUCUCAUCGCCUCAACUGCCUGGCCUUCAACAACUUUCUCCCAACGGCCCGACGCGCAGUUCUUAUCAACAAUCAACCUUACAAGGCAUGAACUCGUCAUUCUCGUCGCCAGGCGACCAAAACGCGCAACCUGCGCGCUUGUCGUCAAUCUCUGGCGGCGACGCCUUCACCGCUACACCCUGGGGCAAUGCUAGCAUGACCUCGCAUACAGCUCCUGCCCUCUGGGGUCCUCCACCUACCAACAACAGACACAUAGGAAACGGCACCUUUGAUGCGGGUUAUUCGAGCAUUUCUCCCAACUCGCGUGCUCAAUCCCAGAACGCACCAUUCACCGCACCUUUCGGCCGCCCUUACUCGUCUCGCGUCUCGCCCAAGGCAUUCGGCCAACAAGCAUCUGCGCAGCCUGGCUCCAUGGACCAGCAAUAUAACUCCUUGUCCACUCUCGAGCCGCGUCUUCCUGAGCCCAUUGGUGCUGCCGCACUUGCUGGCACGUCGCCUCUACCCGAGCCUGCACGCCUUGCCUAUCCUGCUCCUAUCGCUCCUCCACAGAAGGCCGCCCCCCGUCAGCAGACUCUGCGUGACACUUCCGCGUGGACCAACUUCUCGAACAAUGCCCAGACGGCCAGAGAAGAUGCGCAGACGGCGGCACGCCUCGAGAACGAGAGAGCCAAGCCCUCAAUGCCACGACAGUCUCAUCAUGCCCAAACAGGCUGGACCGUGACAGAGACUUUCAAACAGACACAUCCUGGUGAGAACCGUUGGCUCGAAGGCGAGACUCCUACUCGAUCUGUAGCAAAGACUCAAGAGAUUGCGCGAGGUACCAUUCAUGGCCCUCACAGAGCUGGCGCAAUUGGCGCUGCACGCCUGGGUCCUCACAGGAACAAUCAGGCCGCACAGGCUCCUCGCCCAUCCAUCGCCCAACAGUCGAUGCACCACCCUCCACCAUCUAGCGGCGAACAGUUGCACAUGGGUGGCGAAGGGAUAGUCCGCCUUCCCACCGGGCCUUCUUCUUUCUCCAGACCCGCUUACGGUAGCCCUGGCAAUACCACCACCGGCGUAAAAUUGCCUCCUCUCUCUGCGUAUGCUAGCAACGCCCAGCUUUCACCCCUACCAGUCCAGCCUUCGACACCCGGCUUGCCUCCACAACAGUCGAGAUUCUUCCCCUCAGCCCUCUACGGUGGCUCUCCACCUCCAGAAGAGGCUGAUCACCCGGUCUAUGGUGGUGAUUCCAAGCACCCUCACGUCAACUUGCCGACGCCCAAGCCCAAGGUCAAGCUGCCUCCCGCUGCUGUCGUAGAGCGUGAGCAAUUGAGCCCGACCACCAUGUCUCGUAGUGUGCAUCCUUACACUGUUGGUGCGAGACCUCUCGUCCAGACUUCGGACUGGCAGGCCAGGUUUAAUGGACUGUUCGGCAAGGCUCAAGUCAUGACCACGACCCCUCCAUCUCCUCCCAAGACGCCUCCAAAGGCGCAAGCUCCCGCCCCUGCCGUCGCAUCUGUGUCUAGGACAUCCUCAGAUUCUGUCAUCGCCGAGAGCGCAACUACUGUUUCCCUGCCACGCUCAAACUCUCCCGUGUCGACUUACACAAAGAUUGUCUCCAAGCCUGGUGUCGAUGAUAUCUUCGAUGGAGAACUUAGUUUCGGCUCCACUCCUAGAGUCUUCUUGCCUCGCGGCGUCACAUAUCCUGAAGCACCCGCUACUGCUUCCACACCUGUGCGAGCAAACUCGAGGUUCCACAAACCCGUCGACUCUCAAUCGAAGCGCAUCCUCUUCUUCCCCGACAGCACAAAGCACGAUAUCACAGUCAACAUCAAGCUUCCACUGCCUUGGUUUGUCACCAGGAAGGUGACCUUGGAGUGCAAGAACCCAGCCGCCCAGAGUCGCAAGAACUCCAACAGGCCCAAUAACAAAAACAAGCGAUACGAGUCAAGCAACGCUGUCACUGAGACGCCCGACACCGCGGUCCCUGCCGCUACCGGAGCAGUACCUGGCAAGCCUCAUAACAUCACUGUUGCAGCUGAGAAAGGCACGAAGACCCCGCUGACCGAGAACACUGUCGCUUCAAACUCAAACACAGAGAAUGUCGCUUCCAAGAAGACCGUGUGGGCCAAAGUACCCAAGGUACCCCGUGGUCGCGGCCGCGGCUCAUACAGAGCACAAGCUUAG
Aureobasidium subglaciale EXF-2481 is the source of this 4215-nucleotide messenger RNA. RefSeq lists its product as uncharacterized. The record is from RefSeq and is a predicted model, not a curated record. Bases 1 to 4215 code for a protein of 1404 amino acids. The transcript is spliced from 3 exons. NCBI's taxonomy places the organism in Eukaryota, Fungi, Ascomycota, Dothideomycetes, Dothideales, Saccotheciaceae.